This is a messenger RNA of Saccharomyces eubayanus, 1650 nucleotides long. It is a transcript of the gene TGL1, whose product is annotated as sterol esterase. The transcript has a single exon. Lineage: Eukaryota; Fungi; Ascomycota; Saccharomycetes; Saccharomycetales; Saccharomycetaceae. Bases 1 to 1650 code for a protein of 549 amino acids. The record is from RefSeq and is a predicted model, not a curated record.
AUGUUUUUCCCUUUCUUGGGCAGAUUAUCAAUAACAGACUACAUCAUAGUCAUCUUAGUAUACAUCGAAAGUAUUGUCUCAUCUGUACUUAAAUUAAUACCGCAACCGAUGUUUAACCUUUUCGAAUGGCUGAUCAACUUCUCAACAUGCUCUGACGAUAAUACCAUUGAACAGAAAUUAAGGGCAGCUCCAACAAUCCAUGAAAUGUGCGCACUUUUCGAUAUCUCUGUCGAAGACCAUUUAGUAAGGACCGAGGAUGACUACAUCUUGACGUUGCACAGAAUUCCACCACUUUCCAAAAAUAGGUUCAAUAAUAAGGUGGUUUACUUACAUCACGGUCUUUUAAUGUGUUCCGACGUUUGGUGCUGUAAUGUUGAAAGACAUAAAAACUUGCCAUUUGUUUUACAUGAUUUAGGUUACGAUGUUUGGAUGGGUAACAAUAGGGGCAAUAAAUACUCGACCGCCCACUUGAAUAAACCACCAAAAUCGAGCAAGUUUUGGGAUUUCUCUAUCGAUGAAUUCGCGUUCUUUGAUAUUCCGAACUCAAUUGAGUUCAUACUGGAUAUAGCGAAAGUGGACAAGGUUAUUUGUAUUGGGUUCUCCCAAGGUUCGGCUCAAAUGUUUGCAGCUUUUUCGUUAAGUGAAAAGCUGAACCAAAAAGUCUCGCAUUUUAUUGCCAUAGCUCCGGCUAUGACACCCAGGGGCCUACACAACAGAAUUGUGGAUACUCUGGCUAAAUCCUCACCCAGCUUCAUGUAUCUUUUUUUUGGUAGGAAUAUCGUGUUGCCUUCUGCUGUGAUUUGGCAAAGGACUUUACAUCCAACCCUUUUCAAUUUCUGCAUUGAUGUAGCAAACAAGGUUCUCUUCAAUUGGAAAUCCUUCAACAUUCAGCCAAGACAAAAAAUUGCUUCCUACGCAAAACUUUAUUCAACCACCAGCGUGAAAUCCAUCGUUCAUUGGUUUCAAAUAUUAAGAUCCCAAAAAUUUCAAAUGUUUGAAGCAUCCGAUAGUAUGCUGAAUUCAUUAACAAGACCUUACCAAAUUGCUAGUUUUCCCACUAGAACGAAUAUUAAAAUUCCUAUUUUAUUAAUUUAUGGCGGUAUUGAUUCCUUAGUCGAUAUUGAAGUGAUGAAAAGAAAUUUGCCUUCCAACUCUGUAUUUGAUGUAAAAGUUGACAAUUACGAACAUUUGGAUUUGAUUUGGGGUAAAGAUACCGACACCCUAGUCAUAGCUAAAGUACUCAGGUUUAUCGAGUUUUUUGAUUCUAGCAAUAGUUUAAUGAAAACAAACCACUUACUACCAUCUGCAAGUUUAGUUGAGGAAGUACCAACUACUACAUGGAAAGCUAUAUCUCACCCAUCCCAUGACUAUAGCCAAAAGGUUCAAUCAUUGGAUCGUUCCCCUUUGUCAGUGCAAGCUGACGAAAUGGAUGAAAAACCCAGUGCUGAUAAUGCGAGGUUUUUGAGACGAGUCUUCUCUACCAGUGCCAUAGACGAUGAAAAUGGUAGUGUGCCCCAAGAAGAGACGGAAGGUGAAAUUCAUAAGGAGCAGCAAAGAAGAUUAAGCGCUUACCUUGAAUCAUCUAAUGACCUACGACAACUAGACACCAAUCUUUCAUCAGCGGUGCUAGAUGGCACGGACCAAGAAUAA